Messenger RNA from Symbiodinium necroappetens, 2424 nucleotides. Lineage: Eukaryota; Dinophyceae; Suessiales; Symbiodiniaceae. The record is from the annotation of a GenBank genome assembly.
AUGGAGACAAGCACCGGUGCGGAUGUCGCCAAUGUGCCACCGGCAGAGGCGAGCUGGGAUCCACGGGCCGACCUCGCCCCGCAUGUUGCUACGACUGCAAAUGCUGUUGAUUACGAGGUAGUCAUUCCGACGUAUGGCCGAUGGAAGCCAUCGCACGAGCUUGCACCCAACAGGGCCCGAUUGAAGGACUGGAAGGAAGCAUUUAUUCUGGACCACACAUUGAGUUUCUUGGCAAGGGAAGCCGUGCCCAAGAACAGAGUCACACUCUUUGUUGCGACAGACGUGGAAGCUGAGAAUUACCGCAAAGCUCUGCAGGGCUCGGAUUGGGCAGAUGUGAGGAUAACAGUUUCUGCACCGGGAAUUCGCGACAGUCGUAACUUCAUUUACAAGCAUUUCCCUGCAGAUACCUACGUGGUGAGUCUGGAUGAUGACAUAGAAGGAAUCAAGUGGAAAGUUCGUGAAGGAAACACGGAUGCCGCUUGCAUAGAUCUGCCGCCAGGCAACUUUGUCAAGAUCAUUUAUGACGCGUACAAGCGCAUGAAGGAGCAAGGUGCGUAUUUGUGGGGUCUAAGCACUUCACAGAACCCGCGAGCUCUGAGUCUAACGGUUUGCUCACUGCGGAACGGCUUGAUCAACGGGUACCUGCACGGCUUCAUUUGCCGCCCUGAUGCAGCUUCAGACCUACUUCGGCGAUUAAGUGAUGCCAUAGAGGACGCCGAAUUUUCGGUUCGCCAUUUCGCCAAGGACGGCGCCGUGCUGAGAUAUCGUAUGUAUGCAGGUCGCACAUCUCCUUUUGCCAACUCCGGUGGUUUGCAGAGCAAGUUUCAAGCUUCCAAUGCCAGGAAGACGGAGGAGUGGUGUGGUGCGCAGCAGCUGCACGAGCUCUUUCCCAGUUUGAUUGGGGCUCCCAGUGAGGAAAGCGAUCCGGCGGGAGUUACUGCAACCACCCAGGUCAAGUUCAUCUUUGGGCCUGUCAAAAGGCACCCCCGUACGAUUCGACGUCUGGGUGGGCUUGGCCGUUUCAUGGUGCCGAUAUUGAAGGCAAAGAAGCGGAAAAGCAUCCGAGAAAUGAGGAGUAUGUUGGCCCGUGCCAAGGCCUUCAUUACCAAGGGGAAGAAGGCUUCGCGCACCGCUGCUCAGAACUCGUCGGCUGUCGAGCUUGCUGCGAGACGAAAGAAGAGGAUGGAGAUGCGGGCUGAGACGGCGCUGGCCUGUGACCGCAAGAUCAUUUCUACGCAAGCAUGGGAUCUCAUGGACGAGGACACCUUGCGCUUCGCCGCAAACACGAAAACACCGGGUUCGGCAUCACACCGUCGCUAUGCAAAGUACUCGAAGGCCCGCACCGUGAAGCAGGCCAUGAGCCUGGGAUGGAGGAAUGAUGACCGGCGAUUCGAUAUUACGCAUGGAUUCGCGAAGAUAGUCACGCUAGACACGAAGCCGGCCAGCAGUGAGUGUCUGGUUGAAGACGAGCAGCGCGUUAUCCCAGCGACACCUGCUGGCCGUGCAGUGCCCAUUCGACUUGCCGAGGUUGUCGAAAAGAAUCCCGGCAUAAAUCUCAGCCGCGCGCUCGUUUGGCCACUGUUGAGCCGUUGCCCGGCUUUCGACGUGGCGGCAAAGGGUUGCUGGGCCAAGCUGGCUGCCAAAAAUGGGCUGCUUGCCGAGGUGCCACUUCCAAUCUUCAGAAUACUGUUGCAUUGGGGCAACACGGGCUGCUUGGCCUUUGCACGGGCCCAGGGUCCUGCGCUGUCGGCGGCGCUGCGGCGACUGGGCGCCGAGCCGACAGCAUUGCGUGUUGAGCAACGGCUGGACAGGAGUGCGUUGAAGUUCAGCAGGUCAUCCUCGGGCGGUGUUGCGGUUGCUGCGACAGAGCCGAUCAGAUGCGGAAGCACAGAGGCUGAAGGUCAUGUUCCAGGCGAGAAAUCUGCAAGGGCUAGAGGUGGAUCCAAGAAGCGAGGUUCAGGGAGAAGAAGAGCGGAGGAGCCACCCUCAAAAGUGAAUGUGGCAAGCUUAUUGCAGCGAGCCCUUGACGUUAAGGCCGAGCAGAUGGAUGCAGGACCACUGGCCUCGGAUGGGAGUCCCAAGAGCUCUACACCUGAAACUGAGACACCGCAGUCCUUACCAGGAGCCACAGGCGCAACAUGCCAGAAGGGGGAGGCGCUGCCGUCGGUUCCAACUCCGAGCACAGCAGCACCCGAGUCGCCGACAUCAGAGGAGGAUAAGAGUUUGCCCAGUGCCAAAGGAGCCUUGUUCCAGGGGUGUGGGCCCGGCACCGGCCCAGCUUCGCAACCAUCAACUUUACCGAGUGCUGGGGGCUCUGUGGCAGAAGUUCCGAUGGUGAAGGAGACAGAGGAGGUCGCCGUGCUGUUGGGUGGGCGGGUUCAUCGCCAAAGGAACUUGAAGUCUCUCUUCGCCUGCAGAAGUUGA